AUGAGUGGUAAAACUCGGACAGGAAUGAUAUACAAGAGAACAACACAAAGCGAGGAUCAAGGCACCACAAGUACCGCUAGUGCUAGUCAAAGUCAGACGGACAUGGCAGAGACAGACGAACAAACGGUUAUACUGAAGGCCCUUCUAGAAGAUCGGAGAACUCUAGAGGCUGACUUACGAGAAGAACGCAGAGUUCGGGCUGAAGAAGCAGCCAAGAGAGAUGAAGACAUGCGGGAGCAGAUGGAUUUGCUACGCGGAUUAAUUGGAGCACAGGGUGAGGGCGGCGGCGAACGGAGGGCGACGUCCCAGGAUCCGAAGGUCGCCAAGCUCACAGAUGCAGACGACAUUGAGCCAUACAUAGUAACUUUCGAAAGACUAAUGACUGCUUAUGAAGUACCAGCGAAUCGCUGGGUGUUCAAGCUUGCUCCUCAAUUGUCUGGCAAGGCCCAGCAGGCCUAUGCGGCUCUAAGUGGGGAGGCUGCGGCAAACUACACCCAAGUGAAAGAGUCCAUCCUUCGUAGAUACGACGUCAACGAAGAAACGUAUAAGAGACGCUUUCGAACAGCAUCAGUGAGGACUGGUGAGACUGUGAUGGAACUACGAGUGAGGCUGGAGGACCUGGCCAAGAAAUGGUUGAAGGAGUGUGACACUGUGGAUAAACUGCGAGAUGCGGUGGUGUUGGAACAGUUUUUAAAUUCAUUACCAGCGGAAGUGAGAGUCUGGGUCCAAGAACACAAACCCAAAACCAGCGAAGCAGCGGCUCAACUGGCGGAUAACUACCUUCAAGCCCGACAAGACUCUGUCGUGAGUGAAGGAAGGGAGUCGUCAACCCCAAACCCUAUUGUGUGUGCAAAGUGCAACAAACGAGGUCACAAGGCACGGAACUGUAGAGUUGGAGUGGAUGAUAAAACUAGCUCUCCCCCACCUAGGACGGAAAGACCUAAGAGGGAUCUGAAAGAUAUUACCUGUUUCACGUGUAAUCAGAAGGGGCACUAUGCAUCCAACUGUCCCUCAAAGACGAACCUUAUGUGUGUGGAACGAAAGAGUAAUUUUCAAGGCAAAUCAGAACUGACUCAGCACACGAUGGAGCCGAAGCCUGGAAUCUUCCAAGCAGGGACUAUCGAAGGACACGCAGUGACGGACGUUUGCUUAGACACCGGAUGUACUCGAACAAUGGUACGAGAAGAUUUAGUCCCAGUGGAAAAGUUAAUCGAAGGCGAUUCGAUUGCGAUAUGUUGUGCUCACAGGGAUACUGUGGUGUACCCCCUGGCUAGAAUUCAAGUAGAAGUUAACAGGACUACACAUGAAGUGGAGGCAGCUGUGUCGAAGACACUGCCACUAUAUCGAUGUUGA
Halichondria panicea is the source of this 1353-nucleotide messenger RNA. RefSeq lists its product as uncharacterized. The record is from RefSeq and is a predicted model, not a curated record. Gene Ontology annotation, molecular function: nucleic acid binding; zinc ion binding. The transcript has a single exon. Bases 1 to 1353 code for a protein of 450 amino acids. Lineage: Eukaryota; Metazoa; Porifera; Demospongiae; Suberitida; Halichondriidae.